Messenger RNA from Poecile atricapillus (Black-capped chickadee), 2510 nucleotides. It is a transcript of the gene TAPBP, whose product is annotated as TAP binding protein. The record is from RefSeq and is a predicted model, not a curated record. Lineage: Eukaryota; Metazoa; Chordata; Aves; Passeriformes; Paridae. The transcript has 7 exons. Bases 164 to 1990 code for a protein of 608 amino acids.
UGAGGGCUUGACCGGGAAUUUUUGGGGGUCCCUGAGGGGAAUUUUGGUGUCUUGGGCAUGGCCGAAUCCUCUGAGAGAAAUUUUGGGGUGAAUUUGGGUAAAUUUGGGCGGUUUUGGGGGGUUUUUGAAGCAGUGGGCGUGUCCUGAAGCGAAAGCGAAAGCGAUGGCGGGAGUGCGGCUCGACCUGGCGGCUCUGCUGCUGAUUUGGGGAGGGGUCGCUGUUUUUGGGGUGCCCCCCCCCCGCACCCUGCGCUGCCUCCUGCUGGACGAGAGGGGCUCCCCCUCCCCCCACCCCGCCCUGCUGAGGAUUUUGGGGGGUCCCGAGACCCCCGAGACCCCCCGGGACAACCCCGAGUUCACCUUUGACGUCACCGACCCCUUGGGUUUCCUGAAGGAUUUUUGGGGUCCCUCCCGCUGCGAGCUGAGCCCCACGGCCCCUCUGCCACCACCCCCCGGCCCCGGGAUGUCCCCAAAGUGUCCCCAAGGCCAGCGCUGGUGGCUCCUGGCCCUGGGGACCCCCGAGGGGGCGGGGACGGCGCUGCUGCGGCAGUGGGGGAGGGGAGAGCCCCGAGACCCCCCCCGGCUCGACGUCUCCCUGUUCAUCUCCACGCUGACCCCCAACAUCCGCGGCCUCCUGGGGACCCCCCAGAGCCUCCACUGCGCCUUCGCCCCCUCCGAGGGUCCCUUCGGCCUCCAGUGGCUUCACCAGAGCCGGGGCCACACCCGGCACCUCCUGACCUUCGACUCCGCCACCUCCCGCGUCACCGGCGCCGCCCCGGGGGUCCUGCUGUUCCUGGGGGACCGGGACCACCCCCCUGAUUUGGGGGACACCCAGCCACCAGGGGGCACCCUGGAGGUGUCGCUGCAGCUGCCGUCGCUCUCGGUGCCCGAUGAUGGCUCUUUCGUCUGCUCCGUGACCACGCCCCUGGGGCAGGUGCAGCAGGUGCUGCGGAUGAACGUCAUUGCCCCUCCUCGUGUGUCCCUGGCUCCGGCCGCGCUGUUCCCGGGGGUCCCGGCCGAGCUCCGCUGCGACGCUGUCGGAUUCUUCCCUCCGGACGUGGAGAUCCGCUGGGAACGGCGGCGCCGGGAGCGGCUCCAGGAGGAACCGGUGGAGCUCACCCAGAGCUCCAAACACCGGGAGCGGCUCCAGGAGGUACCGGUGGAGCUCACCCAGAGCUCCAAACACCGGGAACAGCUCCAGGAGGAACCGGUGGAGCUCACCCAGAGCUCCAAACACUGGGAACAGCUCCAGGAGGUACCGGUGGAGCUCUGGGUGAGCUCCAAACACCAGGAACAGCUCCUGGAGGUACCGGUGGAGCUCAGCCAGAGCUCCAAACACCAGGAACAGCUCCUGGAGGAACCGGUGGAGCUCACCCAGAGCUCCAAACACCAGGAACAGCUCCUGGAGGAACCGGUGGAGCUCACCCAGAGCUCCAAACACCGGGAACAGCUCCAGGAGGAACCGGUGGAGCUCACCCAGAGCUCCAAACACCGGGAGCGGCUCCAGGAGGAACCGGUGGAGCUCACCAGGAGCUCCAAACACCAGGAACAGCUCCAGGAGGAACCGGUGGAGCUCACCAGGAGCUCCAAACACCAGGAACAGCUCCUGGAGGAACCGGUGGAGCUCACCUGGAGCUCCAAACACCAGGAACAGCUCCUGGAGGAACCGGUGGAGCUCACCUGGAGCUCCAAACACCAGGAACAGCUCCUGGAGGUACCGGUGGAGCUCACCUGGAGCUCCGGGCACCGGCGGGCGGCCGAUGGGACCUUCAGCCGCGGGGCCGGGCUGCGGGUGACGGCUGCAGAGCUCGGGGACGUCUACAGCUGCCUGGUGACACACCCGGCCUGGGCAACACCGAGGAGGUUCAGCGUGGCUGUGAUGGCCACCCCCGGGCCCAGCGUGGAGGACACGGCGGGGAUGGCCUUGGUGGCCUUCGUCAUCGCGGGGCUCUGCCUGCGCCUGUGGCCGGCCCCGGUGUGGGGACACUGAUGGUGGCGGGAGUUGUUCCGGUGCCGUUAUUAAUGUUAAUUUUUAUUAAUGUUAAUUUUUAUUAAUUAAUGAUUUAAAAAUUGAUUAAUUGGAUUCGCCAGAAGCCUCGGCGCCAUCUUUAAUACAGGCAGGUUGUGCCCUCUUUUCCCGCUCGAAAUCUCGCGAGGUUUCGCCCGAAGUCUCGCCGUCAUCUUUAGUACGGGCGGGUUGUGCCCUUCUUUCCCCGCGCGAAAUCUCGCGAGGUUUCGCCCGAAGCCGCGCCGCCAUCUUUAGUACGGGCAGGCUUUGCCCUUAAGUAGCGUCCCCUUCUUUUCCCGCGCGAAAUCUCGCGAGGUCUCGCUCGAAGCCGCGCCGCCAUCUUUACUCCGGGCGGAUUUUGCCCUUAAGCCACGCCCUCACUUCCCGCGGGAUCUCGCGAGAUCUCGCCUUGCCACGUUCCCGGGCUUUUGGAGGUACCGGAACGACCCCGGGAGGGACCCCGCGGAUUUUGGGGCGAUUUCGGGGGUUUUGAGAGGGUUUU